Molecule: messenger RNA, 2513 nt
Organism: Stegastes partitus (bicolor damselfish)
Lineage: Eukaryota; Metazoa; Chordata; Actinopteri; Pomacentridae
Product: zinc finger protein 569-like
Exons: 3
Coding region: 499-1977 (492 amino acids)
Biological process (GO): regulation of transcription by RNA polymerase II
Cellular component (GO): nucleus
Molecular function (GO): DNA-binding transcription activator activity, RNA polymerase II-specific; RNA polymerase II cis-regulatory region sequence-specific DNA binding
Source: RefSeq, a predicted model, not a curated record
GGCAGAAGAAGACACCGAAGCGGCUGUGUUUUUAGCCUGGUGUCAGUGUGACCCUGCUCUGUGUUCGCGGUGGAGCUGCUAGCGGUCACCUGGAUGUGUCCAGCAGCAGGCCUGUCCGGCAGAGCGUCCGAAUACAGCAGCCGACUUCUCACUGCUCCCCUGGAGAAAGUCAGCCAGCUAAGCUAAGCGAGCUAAGCUAAGGGCGCUACGCUAAGCUAAGUGAGCUAAGCUAAGUGCGCUGCUGUGGGUCAGAAAGCGGACACACACUGAGCUCCCAGCGGACACACAGCGGCAGCAGCACGGCUGUAGUUCAGAGGAGAUGAGGCGGGGUCAGCUGUGAGCCGCUAAACUUCACUAAAAGUUGUUGGACUUCAGUGUUCCCUUGGUGGCUAACAACGCUGAAUCAGAUGCCAUCUCUUCAGACAGCAAGAGUGAGGUGGCAUCUGAGGACAACAGAGAGCUAAGAGUGGAGCUGUCAGGACUGAUGAAGACCUCAGCAUGGUGAGAAGAGCAAAGAUGGACCUGCUGAGAGCGCUCGUCAGUGAGUGUCUGUCUGCGGCAGCCGAGGAGAUCUUCAAGAUUGUAGAAAGGACAAUUAUAGAGUAUGAAGAGGAAAUGUCCUGUUCAAAGUGGGUGGUGGACAGCCACCACAGACUGCUGGAUGUUGCCAAGUCACAUAGUGAAGACUCUAUCCAGAUGUGUGCCACAGAUGUGCAGCAGCAGCCUCCUGCCAGAGUCAACUUUAGUGUGUGCUGGGAGGAACCAGACAACACUAUCAUGUCACAGUCCACAGAGCUGACAGACUGUCCCCGUGUUAAGAGCAUUCACCGACACACUCUUCCUGCCACCGACAAUGAUCAGAGUGAUCAGGACACACCAGCUGACAGCGAAGAGGACGAUGUGAAGCAAGAGUGUGACUUGAGGUCACCCCAAAAACCCCUCUGCGUCAAGAAACCCUUUAAAUGUUCUGUUUGCCUCAGUGGGUUUUCUUCCAAGAAGACAAUGGUGCGACACAUUAAAAAGCACUCGGAGGACAAAUCUUCGUUUUACCAGUGCCAGUUCUGUGACAGCUACUUCUGCCACAAGUCUGAGUUCAUCAUUCACACCAGGAUACAUAAAGGUGCCAAACCACACCGGUGCCAAGACUGUGAGAAGAGUUUCGACCAAAGGAACAACCUGUUCAUUCACAGGCAGAAACACACUGAGGAGAAACCCUAUUUGUGUUUUAGUGAAAAGCUGGGAACAAAAACUCACAUCAGAUCAGUGACAGCUGUCAGUAAGAUGGACUCGGAGCUGGAACAGAGACAAGAUGAAGCUGGGGUUAAGGCAUUUCCACUUGCUGUCACUCCCUAUGACAAGAGUGAGUUUGAUCAGGAGUCUCUGCAGCCCUUGUGUCUUUAUCAAAUCCAGACUGUUGCUGAUAUAGAUAAAGACUCCUCUGCAGUAUUUGCAGUGGAUCAUAUUAAAACUGAAACUGGACCUGACAGUGGAGCUGAUGAGCAGCGUCUCCUUUCAGUGAGUCCAGCUGAAAAAGAGGCAGAGGACAGGCAGCCAAAACAUCUUACUGUCAGAAAUAUCCUGCCGAGGAGGCCUUCAGGGAAAUCUCCUGAGCUCAUCAUCCAAUUUGAAGCAGGAACUGCACAGAAACCCUACAAGUGUCCUUGCUGCACCAAAUGUUUCUCCUUGACCAAGACUUUAAUACGACACAUAAAGAUCCACACGGAGGACAAACCCUAUCAGUGCCAGUUCUGCGGCAGGAACUUUUGUCAAAAGUCAGACCUGGUCAAUCACACAAGGAUACACACAGGGGAGAGACCUUACCAAUGCCAAGAAUGUAACAAGUCAUUUGCGCAGAAAGGCAACCUGGUGGUUCACAUGAGGAAACACACAGGGGAGAAACCAUAUCAGUGCCCAGCGUGUCACUGCAGCUUCAGUCAGAAGUCUGCUUUAGAUUGUCACAUGCAGAGUCAUAGGUAGUCACAGGCUAUGAAACUGAAACAUGUCUGUAGCACCACGUUUGUCUCUCUUUCAACCACUUGCCCUAGUUGCCUGACCAGUUCUGAGAUACUUUGUCCCAGUUGUCCGGUCAUAAUAGGUCUCUCAAAUUCUUACACCUGCACAUUUCUCCUUCAUCCAACAUGUUGACUACAAGAGCCAAGUGUUUGUUGACCAUCUAAUGCAUUCCAGCCGUUUAUAUGCACUUUUGUUAGGAAACAGGCGACAUUAUAGGCUUCGUCUGUGUAUCAAAAUAUUUUGGAUCCUUUGUGCGUAGAGCUAAGUUCUGUAGUGUUACAUGAUGUUUUGUGUGUGUUGAAUUUAUGGUUUAUGAAACUCAAAAGUCUUGUCCAUGUGUAACAUUAAGGAAUAUUUUGUUGGCAGUAAAUUGUAGACUGACUAUCUCUUGCUUUUUUCUUUUUACUGAAAUGUUCAGAUGUGUAAGUUUCGCUAUAUUUGCAGAAAAGCCGCUUCUGUAAUAGUCCACUUGAUACACCAGAUAAAAGAAAAUCUUAUGA